Molecule: messenger RNA, 1116 nt
Organism: Aaosphaeria arxii CBS 175.79
Lineage: Eukaryota; Fungi; Ascomycota; Dothideomycetes; Pleosporales
Product: ER lumen protein retaining receptor
Exons: 5
Coding region: 102-755 (217 amino acids)
Biological process (GO): protein retention in ER lumen; endoplasmic reticulum to Golgi vesicle-mediated transport
Cellular component (GO): cis-Golgi network; endoplasmic reticulum; membrane
Molecular function (GO): ER lumen protein retrieval receptor activity
Source: RefSeq, a predicted model, not a curated record
CUUCGUCGCUCUUCAACAAACAUCCACUCCUCUACACACCACCUACGGUCACCAAUUCUCGUCGAAAUCACACCCGAGAGAGAUCAUUUACACCAACCAAGAUGAACAUCUUCAGAUUACUAGGGGACUUGUCCCAUCUCCUCUCCAUUCUGAUUCUUCUUCACAAGAUGAAGACAUCAAGCAGCGCGUCCGGAAUAUCGUUCAAAUCUCAAUUUCUAUACUUGACCGUUUACAUAACUCGAUACAUCGACCUUCUCUGGACCUUUUACGAGCCCAAGUCCCUAUACAACACCGUUUUCAAGAUCAUUUUCAUCAGCACAUCCGCAUACACCGUCUACCUCAUGCUUAACGAUUACAAGCCAACCCACGACCCCAAUCUUGACACGUUCAAAGUCCAAUAUCUCCUGGGUGCAAGCGCGGUUAUGGCAAUCAUAUUCCCUCACAAGUACACCUUCACAGAGGUUCUUUGGACCUUCUCCAUCUGGUUGGAGUCUGUUGCCAUUCUUCCACAACUGUUCAUGUUGCAGAGAACAGGAGAGGCUGAGACGAUCACUACCCAUUAUCUUUUCGCUCUCGGCGCAUACCGUGCCUUGUACAUCCCCAACUGGAUCUACCGUUACUUCACUGAGACCCCACGUUUCUUCGAACCCAAUGCGGUCAUUGCUGGUCUCAUUCAGACCGUUCUUUACUCUGAUUUCUUCUGGAUCUACUACACAAAGGUUAUCCAAGGCAAGAAAUUCAACCUCCCCGUUUAAGCCAGCCGUAUCACUAGGGUCAUCAGCUUUAUUCACGGAGCCGCUUCGAAUGCGGCGCGACUUUAUAGCGGCCUAUCUUCUUGUAUUAUAGAAUUCACUGGUCGUACUUUCGAAAAGCACGUCAUCGGUGUCACGGAGCAAAGGCGUUUUGGUGGCAAGGCUCCCUCUGGGCAAGAUUCCGCAGAAGACCGAAGUAAUCUUCGCCAUAGCGGACAUCAUGGAUGGGAUCUGUUACUAUCGGGAAGUAGGCAAACGGUUGGGAUUGUGUGCGCAAAGUGAGAUUGGAGUCAUGUGUCAACAAACAGUUUAAGAAAAAGCAUUCGCAGCGCGAUUCUGAUAAACCAUAUAUGCAUAAAACGAC